AUGAUCCGCGAGCAUCCUCUUCCGAAUGCCUACUGGAAGGAUAAACGGGCAAGAGUUGAGAACAUCGACGUUCCAAUAGUCAUUGCUUACGAGUAUAGGCUUCGCAUUCACCACACCCAAGAAUGGCACGACUUGUACCAAAAAUCUUCAAACGAUGACUUGCAGAAAUUCUUCGACAAAUACCUUCUCGGGAAAGAUAAUGGCUGGGAAAAGACACCAACUGUCAGACACAGCCUUCUUGGUUACAAUGUACCAUGUGUUAUUAACCGGCCUGAUGUGGCCUACCCUCCACCUUCGAUUGAACACACGACUCUCUAUGUUUCCUGUGCGAGUAGCACUUUACAAACAUCCCCAGAAGGGCAUAACAGCACGGCUCAAUAUCAUUCUAACUCGUGGGACGAUGACGGCGCACACUUCUCGUACAAAUUCUCCAGUUAUACCGAAUUAAUUGGAUACUCUAGAGCGAUUCUGUACAUGUCAUGUGCCGACACGGACGAGAUGGACGUCUAUGUUAUUAUCAGAAAGCUCGAUGCCCAAGGUAACGAGCUUCUCCAUAUUAAUAUCCCGCUUGAGGAUCUCCCAGUUGGGGUGAAGGAGACCGACGUACCACACGGGAACAUCUUCAAAUAUUUUGGCCCAAAUGGGCGCCUCAGGGCUUCAAAACAACAUGAGCCAGGCUUGACUCCAGAGCAAAGCAAAGCGCUUUAUCCAGCAGAGAUCUGGCAUCCGCUUGACGUGGAGGAGAAAAUAAUACCUGGAGAAAUUGUGAGACUAGAAAUCCCACUUUGGCCAUCUGGGAUCAUCUUCCAGUCUGGUGAGAGUAUGAGGUUGGAAGUCAAAGGUCACGAAGUAACGCUACCAGAAUUCCCGGCGCUGGAUCGCGUUCCAACCAACUUGAAUCGCGGAAUACACGUCAUUCAUUCAGGGCCAGAGUAUCCAUCCUCUCUUAUUGUCCCGCUUUCUCAGGGGGCUGCAGCUGAGCAAUGA
This is a messenger RNA of Clonostachys rhizophaga, 987 nucleotides long. The record is from the annotation of a GenBank genome assembly. NCBI's taxonomy places the organism in Eukaryota, Fungi, Ascomycota, Sordariomycetes, Hypocreales, Bionectriaceae.